This is a messenger RNA of Myxocyprinus asiaticus (Chinese sucker), 3603 nucleotides long. It is a transcript of the gene arl15b, whose product is annotated as ADP-ribosylation factor-like 15b. NCBI's taxonomy places the organism in Eukaryota, Metazoa, Chordata, Actinopteri, Cypriniformes, Catostomidae. The coding region runs from base 1412 to 1981 and encodes 189 amino acids. Gene Ontology annotation, molecular function: GTP binding; GTPase activity. The record is from RefSeq and is a predicted model, not a curated record. The transcript has 7 exons.
GAAGCGCGUCAUCACAGUCUGUGAAAAAGGUCUAUUAAACAGUAUCACACUCGCCGUACAGUCCGCAGGGAUCGAAAUAUUACGAGACACCUACUUUAAAAAAAAAUACAGUAAUGUGUCUGAAUGAAUUAGAAGCCUGAAUCCUUUGAACAGGACUUGUUUUGUUUACAUAACCGUACGAAGGACUCUGCACACACGGAGGAAGAGUGCACAGCUAACCCUGCUAGCUUUAUUCAUAUAUUAUUGUUCACAUCGGAGAGGCGGGGAAUCCACAGCCUAAGCGAGACUUUUGAAUGCAUUCAAUUAGCACCAGCGUUUCAUUUCAUAGUCGCCUUAACUCAGGAUUUCUGCUUUCCGGAGAUAACAGCAAUAAGCUAUCGAGGAAUUACAUGGAUUAUCUGAUACAUCUCUACACAGCCAACCAGAUGUCAGAUCUUCUGUUUUGUGACUCAAAAAGGAGACAGACAGGGAGAAACAGACAUCAAGGGAAAUAAGAAAAAAUACACUGAUAGAUUUGUUUUUACUUGAAAGGGCCUGGCUGCAUUAAGUUCCCUUUAACCCUACCAUCCUAAUGUAAAGCAACACACAAUGUCUUCUGCUCACGUAUUAUUAAUGUCAGAUGUACUCAAACAGAGGGCCUCUCCGGCAUUGAUCUUCUUCGCUUAGGCUAUUUAGUAGGAAGCUUUUGAUCUGUUAAGUGAUCUGAUCUGUGUUAGAAGUCUUUCUUUAUGUGUUUGUGUUUUGGUGGUUAGUUCUACUUUGCGGUGUUGAAAUUUAUUGCCCAAUUUUUUUAUUUGCUUUAUCACUUAGUGUCAUGACGUCAACCGAAGGGCUCUGACAACAGCUUACAGAAAACAGGGAUUUUUCUUUCUUUCUUUUUUUGCGAAAUGUAUUGGGGAACUUACUUCUUCCAGAACACUGUGGUAACUUUCAGCCCAUAUGAUUUCAAUGGAGGCACUGUGCGGUAGACUUUGUUUUUUUCUUUCGCAGUAACUUUUGCUGAACCAGAUGGUGUCAACAGAUGUGAGAUGGCUUUGAGAUGUGUUUCUGGUUCUACAGUGAUACACAUAUACACCCACAGAAAUUCACUUGUAGAAUCGCAGGCCAAAAGUCGUGAAAGCAAUCACAAAAACAAACACAAGUGGGAAGUUUUUAUCUAAAUCAGGAGUACUCAACUGUUGGGUCACAACCCAAAAAUGGGUCGCAGGUCUGUUCUGACGGUGUCACGGACAGCAGGGAAAAAACAAUGGGCCUGCCAGAUCCAGCUCCGGUCCUACCUGAUGUCUGACUCCCACUACUACAUGUUGCUGAGUGAUGACGACUAAUUGCAGCCUGUGCCAGCCAGAUAUCACUUCAGUCUACUACGAUGACUUCACAGAGGAUGAACUGAUGCCAGCACCAACCGUCAGACAUGUGUUUCAGGACGUUUUGCUGUAAAGGACCUCCCCCUCCCAGACCAGAGUAUGAUGUGGUUUGCAUUGGUCUGACAGGCUCUGGGAAGACCAGUCUGCUCUCCAGACUUUGCAGUGAGGCAACAGAUAGCAUCGUCCCUACCACAGGUUUUAGCAUUAAAGCUGUGCCAUUCCAGAAUGCCAUUUUAAAUGUCAAGGAACUCGGAGGAGCGGACUCAAUUAAAAAGUACUGGAGCCGGUACUACCAGGGCUCUCAGGGGGUGGUGUUUGUUUUAGACAGUGCUUCGUCGGAGGAGGAUCUGGAGGUGGCGCGUACAGAACUCCACUCAGCCCUGCAGCAUCCUCAGCUCUGCACGCUUCCCUUCCUCAUACUGGCCAACCACCAGGACAAACCUGCUGCCCGCUCUGUACAAGAGAUAAAGAAAUACUUUGAGCUGGAACCGCUGGCACGAGGCAAAAGCUGGAUUCUGGAGGGCAGCACUGUGGACAACAUGGACGCAGUCAAGGAAAGCUUCACUCAGCUCAUUCAUCUGCUCGAGGAGAAGGACCAGGAGACGGGCAGGAUAUGACCCAGGGAAACCAUUCCACCACCCCUCAGACACUACCGAUCGCCACUGAACUCACCACUGGCCAGCACAGCCCAUUUCAGCAUGGCCACUGUACCAACUUCAUUGUGACUGUUACUGUGGUGUAACAAACUGAGCCAUGGAAAAAUGGACUUUGCAACUAUUAUGAAUCCUUAUAUGUAAGGAUACAUAUCUGCCGAGAAAGAAGAAUCUCAGAACCUCUGAAGUUUGAUACCUUCUCCAGACCACAUGUAUUAACCGAGAACAAACAUUCAACACACAAUUACCUUUGACAGUAAAUAUGGUUAAAUCUGUCCUCUUUAAUACAGACCUAGUUGCUACUAAAUAGAUAAUGUAAUCACAUGCUUGGUCACGUAUUGCAACUGGAAGUCCUGUUUUUGUAGUGCGUAGAUUGUUUUUCUUAGCACAGUGUGGCGUGAAUGAUUGCGCAAAGAAUGCGUGUUUGCAAGCGAGAGAUGCCAGUUUGUACUUCAAAGCCUUAAAGUGUGUGCUAAUGUAUUUUUAAAACAAAUGUAUAAAUGUGUUCUCACAAACAACAGUCCUUAGAUGUAAUUGAAAUAGGCAGUCUUAAUUAUUUGUGUCUGUGAAGUGCAAUGUGAAUUAUGACUGAUUCCGAAAAUCACGAAAAUAUAAAUUCUUCUCCUGUCAUGUAAUAUCUUUAAACUGCAUGGAGCUGCAAUUGAUGUACCAUUGGAGCUAUAGAGUGAAUCAUAAAAUGUACAUUUAUGAAGUUAUUUGGAUUUUAUCAUUUUUAAGAGAUCCUUGUUGAGGGCAAAGUAAUGUUUUCUUAACUUGGUCUAGUAUUAUUUCAAGCCAGAACGUAUCAAGGAUUUUGCUCUACUAUAUCUCUAUCUUGAAUGGUGAUGGUUGACAUUAUAGCAUUAUUAAAUUAUAGCACCGGUAAACUUGGAUGUCUUUUCACCAAAGACACCAAAACCACAACUGAUUCCCUGUAGGUGAACUUUGGCAAAGCCUUUGUAUGCAUGACGUAUUAUGUAUCAUAAGGUGUGAUUGUUUGGAAAUUGCAUUUAAUUUGUUUUUUAUUCUUUUUCAUUUCUGUUGGCCCUGAAUGUAAAACACUCUCUUGCAUAAGUGCUCCUCCUCUUGUCUAAUGGCCUCCAAUUUAGAUGGAGUGAAGCAUUUGGUUUUGUUCUCUAGAUUUCUGUUUUUACACCUAUACUAUCUCCAGAGAUCUAAACAGAGGAGGAAGUUCAUGCCAAAGCCCAGUCUAAGUGUUAACCAAAUUACUCAUGUGCUACAGCCAGGCUUCCAAAAGCAAAUAUCCUUUGAAAAAUGGCCACCACCUGGAAUUGCAUAGUCAUUGUAGAUCUUGCACAACAACAUCUUGUGUUUUAUUUAUAUCUACAAAAAUGUUAUACCCUCCAAACCAGUUCAGCUGCCUUUUUUUGUAAUUCAAAUAUUUGUACAUUUGUUACAGAUUUUUGUCUCGGUCUUUGUACUGGAAGAGAAAAAAAAAAAAGUCUAGGUGGACUUUUGAGCAGUUUACCAUGGUUUGCCUCAAGUCACAUGUUUGAUGGUGUUUGUAUGUAUUUAUGUAUAAUUGCCACUGAGCAACAUGGAAAAUAAAGGCUGUUGAAGUACAA